AACCAUAGAGUUGGGAACCUCACGCGGACUUCUCGGUGGGGCGCCCAGGACUCUGGGAUCCCCCGCCCGCGCAGGAAGUCGCUCUGGAGACUCGAGGGAGAGCGCAGGCGGCGGCCGGGCAGGGAGAGCCGGGCCUCAGCGCAGAUUGAGUCAGGCACGCGCAAGGGCAGCCCCCGAGGGCCGUCCCAGAGGCCCCAGCGCCGCCGAGGUCCUAAUAGGCAGCACCGUCUUCCGCCGCACGUGGCUGCAGCGCGAUGCCCAAAUCCAAGCGCGACAAGAAAGUCUCCCUCACCAAAACCACCAAGAAAGGCUUAGAACUGAAACAGAACUUGAUAGAAGAGCUUCGGAAAUGUGUGGACACAUACAAGUACCUCUUCGUCUUCUCCGUGGCCAACAUGAGGAACAGCAAGCUGAAGGACAUCCGCAGUGCCUGGAAGCACAGCCGGAUGUUCUUUGGCAAAAACAAAGUGAUGAUGGUGGCCCUGGGUCGAAGCCCAUCUGACGAGUACAAAGACAAUCUGCAUCAGGUCAGCAAGAAGUUGAGGGGUGAAGUUGGUCUCCUUUUCACCAAUCGCACUAAGGAGGAAGUGAACGAGUGGUUCACGAAAUACACGGAGGUGGACUACGCCCGAGCUGGGAACAAAGCCACUUUCACCGUGAGCCUGGACCCGGGGCCCCUGGAGCAGUUCCCGCACUCCAUGGAGCCACAGCUGAGGCAGCUGGGGCUGCCCACGGCCCUCAAGAAAGGUGUGGUGACCCUGCUGUCCGACUACGAGGUGUGCAAGGAGGGCGAUGUGCUGACCCCGGAGCAGGCCCGCGUCCUGGUGAGUUCCCUCCGCCCCGGGUGUCCACAGCUGCAGCGGGAGGGGCCGCAGACUCCUCUGACCCCACUCGCUCCUCCUCACCUUUGGGUCCCUUCGCCUCUGGCAGAAGCUUUUCGGGUACGAAAUGGCCGAAUUCAAGGUGACCAUGAAGUACGUGUGGGACGCACAGUCCAGAAGGUUCCAGCAGAUGGGAGAUGACUUGCCAGAGAGCGCGCCCGAGUCGGAAGAAGAAUCAGAGGAAGACGACGACAGCUGACGUGGACUUGGGACGGGCCCUCCGGGCCUGCUCCAGAUCUUCUCUGGACUGGACCGCGUGGGGCUGCCGCCGCCCUCGGGGGAGCAGCCGUGUAUUUUGCUGUGGAUGCACACAAGGGAGGGUGACAGGGACAGGCUAUUCUAUAAAUAAUGAAACUUUGUCAGCAGGGUGUCUCCCGCAAGAGGGACUUUUCUAGCGAAAAACCCUUGGGUUUGGGCUUUGGUUUGGACCCCCAGGAUUCUUAGGUCACCUCAAGCCAGUUUCCAGCACUGGCUCCUGUGUGACCACUCGCCGGGCGGCCCUGGGAGCACAAGAGGAACCGCCUUCUCCUUUCCUCUGGCCCGCGGCGGCCCUGGCUUGAAACUGGGAUUUGUUUGAGGAAAACAGGCACCCUGCCUGCCGCCCUCCUACCCCUACUCUCUAUUCUCUUUCCCACCCCCAACCCCCAAAACCAGGGCCGAGAAACUUGUGGAUGACCAGGAGACAGGAGGUGUUGGCUGAAGCAAGAAUAAAGCCACUGCUGAAACUGAAUGAAUGUAAAAACCAUUCCACUGCAUCCUGGGAGGUUUUAGUCUUCUGGGUGGUGGCUCCAGGUGGUAGGUUUUUGCCCAGAUUGCUCUGUUUAUAAGUAUUUAAUGAGGUAAUUCUGAACGAGAGAAAAUCUACCUCAGGGUGUAUGGUUCUCUUUUUUUUCUGUCGCGUGUAGAAGCGUGAGGGCCACCUGCAGCCCCGAUGUUGAGAGGUCCCGCUGGGUUCAGGGCAGGAGGCUGGGAGGCCCUCCCACCGCCUCUGCCCUUUGAAGACUAGUCCCUACUCCUGCCCCCUUCUCACCAAGCCUGUGGGAGGACGAGAAACAGCCUGCAGGCUGCAGAGGAAACAAAUUCAGCAGGUUCACUGUGGGCCUGGGCUGCAGCCAGGUUAGUGCCUCUCUACUCAGACAGGGAACGCCUGAGUGGAUGCAGCCCUGGCCUUUUUCCAUGGUGAAGGCAGCUCAGAGUAUUAACAAGAACACGGGAGACAAAGGGUUUGUGAACUGGGACCGUGAGGAAAGACCAGCUGCAUAAAGCAGCUUGAAGUCAGAACUGACUGGUUGAGAGAAUAAAAGAGGUGAUAGAGGGAGUGCAUCCUUUGCCACCCCAAGGCAGGACUAGGCCUGGCGGAAGUAGUUGGGACAUUCAUGGGCAGACAGGUGCCAGGCCUGGUCAAAGGCCUGCGUGACGGCCGGCUCCAGGGGCUCUCCCUCAGCGGCCACCAAGUUCUGUUCCAGCUGCUCCAAGCUGGACAUGCCCAGGGUGACUGCAUCCUCCUGAACGCCCUGCAAGGGGAGACGGCCAGACGUCCACACACUAGCACACCACAGUGACUCCAGUCACACACGCACCC
Physeter macrocephalus (sperm whale) is the source of this 2463-nucleotide messenger RNA. It is a transcript of the gene MRTO4, whose product is annotated as MRT4 homolog, ribosome maturation factor. Gene Ontology annotation, biological process: ribosomal large subunit assembly; ribosomal large subunit biogenesis; nuclear-transcribed mRNA catabolic process. The transcript is spliced from 7 exons. Lineage: Eukaryota; Metazoa; Chordata; Mammalia; Artiodactyla; Physeteridae. The coding region runs from base 255 to 1022 and encodes 255 amino acids. The record is from RefSeq and is a predicted model, not a curated record. Gene Ontology annotation, cellular component: nucleolus; preribosome, large subunit precursor. Gene Ontology annotation, molecular function: RNA binding.